AUGUCGCAUAUGGAGGCUUCCGAGAAAAAGGAAGACCUCACCAGUCUUCCCCUCGAACAACCCGGCGAAACAAGCAUAACCAGCAACGAUGCAGAACGCAAAGUCCUUUCCAAAUUCGACAAGUUUGUCAUGCCUCAAAUGGCCAUUCUCGUUCUCUUUGCCUACUUAGAUCGAACAAACAUAGGAAACGCCCGAGUCUUCGGCUUCGAAGAAGACACAGGCAUGCACGGAACCCAAUUCAACGACGUAUCAAUGUACUUCUACAUCUCCUACGUCAUCUUCGAAACACCCUGGGUUCUCGCCGUUAAGAAGUUCGGGCCGGGAAAGGUUCUUGCUAUUGCAAUUAUUAGCUGGAGUGCUAUUACGCUUGGUACUGGCUUUGUGCACUCCUACGGGCAAGUCAUUGCUUGUCGCGUGUUACUCGGUUUCUUCGAAGCUGGCCUUUUUCCGUCACUCAUGUUUGUCAUUUCGCAGAUUUAUCCUCCUGCGUCGCAAGGUAAACGUAUGGCUGUGCUGUAUGUAUCUAUUGCGCUUUCUGGAGCUUUAGGAGGACUUAUUGCGUAUGGGAUUCAGAGUAUGGGUGCACGACAUGGACUAUCUGCUUGGAGAUGGCUGUUUAUUAUUGAAGGUGCUAUUUCGUUUCUUGUUGGAGCUAUUUGCUGGUUGAGCUUGCCCAGUUCUCCUGAGACGGCUUGGUUUCUUAACGCUGAGGAGAAGGCGACGAUGAGACUCAUCAAGGAGCGCAAUAACCCGUUUAAGGAAACUGUCAAGUUCUCUUGGAAGCAGGUUGGUAUGGCUGUUACUGAUCCGCUUAUUUGGCUUGCUUCUAUUGCCUUGUUUUGUUCUUCUAUUGCAUUGUUUGGCUUUGGAACUUUCUUGCCUACCCUUCUCAAAGGUCUCGACUAUACUUCGUUACAAGCCAACUAUCUCAGUAUUCCCGUCUAUGUUCUGGCAUCCAUCUUCACGGGUGCCACUACAUACGUCUCCGAUCGCCUCAACCGCCGAGCAAUCUGUCUCAUCCACUCCCCCCUCCUUGUCAUAGCCGGCUACGCAAUCGCUGUCGGCACAGGCCAUAAAGGUGCAGGUUUCUUUGCCAUGUUCCUCGUCGGCAGCGGAGUCUACUCCUUCAACACCGUGGUAGUAACCUGGAUCUCCAACAACGUCCAGCCAGACUACAAGCGCUCCGUCGCUAUCGCUACCAUCAUAUCGAUCGGCAAUGCCUCUGGAAUGGCAGCUUCUCAGAUUUAUCCCAUCAGAGACGCUCCGAGAUACGUAACUGGAAAUGCCAUCUCGCUUGGAGGCGAGGUUAUUGCGUUGGUUUGCAUUGGACUUAUUUAUGGUCUUCUUAAGUGGAGGAUGAGACAGAAGGAGAAGGCUUUGGCGAGAGGUGAUGAUAGUAAUGGUAAGGAAGGUGAUCAGAGCUUGGACUUCAAGUAUGUCUUUUAG
Fusarium coffeatum is the source of this 1446-nucleotide messenger RNA. RefSeq lists its product as uncharacterized. The record is from RefSeq and is a predicted model, not a curated record. Gene Ontology annotation, cellular component: membrane. Gene Ontology annotation, biological process: transmembrane transport. NCBI's taxonomy places the organism in Eukaryota, Fungi, Ascomycota, Sordariomycetes, Hypocreales, Nectriaceae. Bases 1 to 1446 code for a protein of 481 amino acids. The transcript is spliced from 3 exons. Gene Ontology annotation, molecular function: transmembrane transporter activity.